AUGCACGAAAACAAAGAAGAAACUAAAGCGAAAAAAACGGGCGUGAAAAAAGGUCCAAACAGGACGUUAAUCAUUAACCAUCAGGAUCUCGAGAGGGAGGGAGGUUCAAUUAAACUUGGUAUUCAGCGUCCAAACAGGACGUUAAUCAUUAACCAUCAGGAUCUCGAGAGUGGAGGGGAGCGUUCAAAACUUGGGAUCCAGCGGUGA
This is a messenger RNA of Ostertagia ostertagi, 207 nucleotides long. NCBI's taxonomy places the organism in Eukaryota, Metazoa, Nematoda, Chromadorea, Rhabditida, Trichostrongylidae. The record is from the annotation of a GenBank genome assembly.